Sinocyclocheilus anshuiensis is the source of this 14846-nucleotide messenger RNA. Its product is annotated as protocadherin Fat 4-like. Gene Ontology annotation, cellular component: plasma membrane. NCBI's taxonomy places the organism in Eukaryota, Metazoa, Chordata, Actinopteri, Cypriniformes, Cyprinidae. The record is from RefSeq and is a predicted model, not a curated record. Bases 125 to 14623 code for a protein of 4832 amino acids. Gene Ontology annotation, molecular function: calcium ion binding. Gene Ontology annotation, biological process: homophilic cell-cell adhesion. The transcript is spliced from 16 exons.
UUUCUUUGAAACGGCAAGCGCGCUUUGGAUACAUUUCCUUUGAUCGCCGCUUUUUUUGGAUACAAUGUUGCAAAUCUGAGGUGAAUGUAUCAGGCUCGGAAAAACCCUGACUGCAUCUGUGAUCAUGGCGCUCUCAGGUAGAUCUCUAGACACUUUGCACCUCAUUUUAUUCGUUUUAUGGACUUUAUCGCGCUACUCUUUAUCCAGUCAAGUUCGGCAGGAGUUUGAGGUUCUGGAGGAGCAGCCGGUGGGCACAUAUGUGGGCACCAUCGACACCAAACCCUCUUUCACGUACAGAUUCAGCGAACACCACAAACUUUUUUCCAUCAACGCCACGACGGGCGUCAUCUACACGUCCUCCGUGAUCGACAGAGAAGUUCUGCCUAGUAACAUCAUUAAUGUGGUGGUUCUGUCCAGUCAGCCCACUUACCCCACCGAGGUGCGCAUCGUGGUUUUGGAUAUUAACGACAACGCGCCGGUGUUUCCUGACGCGUCCAUCGUGGUGUCGUUCAAAGAAGACGCGAGCAGCGGGCGUCAGGUGAUUCUGGACACCGCGACGGACGCGGACAUCGGGAGUAACGGAGUGGAUCACACCACCUACCGAAUCGUCAGCGGGAACGAUCAGCGAAAGUUUCGCUUGGAUAUCACCGUCAACCCGAGCGGAGAGGGCGCGUUUCUGCACUUGGUCUCCACUGGAGGGCUGGACAGAGAAUUAACCCCCUUCUAUCAGCUCCUCAUCCAAGUGGAAGACAAAGGAGAGCCCAAAAAGUUUGGGUUUCUGCAGGUAAACGUCACCAUUCAGGAUAUAAACGACAACCCACCUGCUUUUGACCAGGAUCAUUACCAGACCAGUGUGUUCGAGGACACUGCAAUUGGCUCUAGUGUUUUGCAGAUAACAGCCACAGAUCUGGACGAGGGUGCAAAUGCUGAUAUAACAUAUAUUUUAGAUGAAGGAACUCCUUUUCAGAUUGACCCUAAGGCUGGGACUGUUAUUAUAAAGGAGGGGUUGGAUUAUGAGACAAAGAAAGAGUAUUCCCUCACUAUCCAUGCAGUAGACAACGGCGUCCCCUCUCUCUCAGGCAGGUCAGAAGCGACUAUAAAACUGCUUGAUGUGAAUGACAACGACCCCGUUGUUAAAUUUCGAUACUUCCCUACCACAUCCAAAUUCGCUUCGGUGGAUGAGAAUGCACAGGUGGGCACCGUAGUGGCUCUUUUGACCGUUUCCGAUUCAGAUUCAUCCACGGCUAAUGGUAAUAUUUCCGUUUCUAUACUUGGCGGAAACGAACAGAGACACUUUGAAGUUCACAGUUCACCCGUCCCCAACCUGAGUCUAAUCAGAGUAGCCAGUGUACUCGACCGAGAGCGAAUCUCCUCCUACAACCUCACCGUUUCAGUGUCAGAUAACGGCAGACCCGUUGCUCGCUCGUCUUUUGCCAGUCUGGUUAUAUUUGUGAACGAUAUUAACGACCAUCCGCCCAUAUUUCAGGAAGCCGUGUAUAGAGUAGACAUCAGCGAGGACAUUCCUAAAGGCAGCUACAUUAAAGGUGUCUCAGCCACAGAUGGAGACUCCGGGCAGAACGCCAAUCUCCGCUACUCGCUGGUGUCUGGAAACAGUUUGGGCUGGUUUGCCAUCAGUGAGAACAGCGGUUUGGUUACCAGCGCAGCAGAGCUCGAUAGGGAAAUAGCUUCUCAAAUAGUGCUGAAUAUCAGUGCCAAAGACCAAGGCCUGCAGCCGAAAUUCUCCUACACCAAAUUGAUAGUGAAUAUCACCGACGUUAACGACCAGGUCCCCACUUUCACUCAAAGCACGUAUCACAUUUCCUUAGUCGAGCAUUCGCCGGCCGGCUCCGAGCUUGUGGUGCUCUCUGCAACAGAUUCGGAUCUUGGUUCCAAUGGCACGGUCCGAUUCUCAUUUGACUCUGAAACCCCCGUGAGUGUUCAGAAUAAGUUCAGGUUGGAUGCAAUAUCGGGCCGGCUGAGUACAGCCACAGAGUUAGACAGAGAAGAAGAGAGCUCCUAUCUGCUGCACAUCAAAGCUACAGAUGCAGGCACGCCCCCCCUUUACUCCAUCUGCAAAGUCAAUAUCACACUGAAGGACGUUAAUGAUAACAGCCCAGUGUUUUACCCCGUGCAGUAUUUUGCCAAUAUCAAAGAAAACGAGCCCUCGGGCUCAUUUGUGACUAGUGUAACAGCUUCCGACCCUGACCUUGGCCGCAACGGCACUGUAAAAUAUGCCAUCACUGCUGGUGACUCUUACAAGUUUCACAUCAAUAGCAACUCUGGUAAAAUCACGACUCUAGUGCCACUCGACAGAGAGGAGAAAACCUCUUAUCAGCUGCAGGUCACUGCGACAGACGGAGGUGGAUUGCGCUCGCACACACAGGCUAUAGUCACUGUCACUGUUGUAGACAUGCAAGAUAACCCGCCCGUGUUCAGUCAGAAAGAGUACAGCUUUGUUAUGUUUGAGAAUGUAGCCAUUGACACCAUUAUUGGCACCGUGUUGGCCACCACAGUAGAUCUAAACACAAAUAUCACUUAUUUGAUCGCAUCAGGGGACCAGCGCGGUCUGUUUGCUAUCAAAGGCCGCACAGGGCAGAUCACAGCUUCGGGGCUGAUAGACAGAGAAGAGCAGGCGUUUUACCAGCUCAGGGUGAUUGCUAGGGGUGGGGAGGUUACGGGGGAAGCGUUAGUUAAUAUCACAGUGAAGGAUUUGAAUGAUAAUGCCCCUCAUUUCAUUCACAAUGUCGAGCAUGUCAGCGCUGUGGAGAACUGGGCCACCGGUCACCAUAUAUUCCAGGCUAAAGCUUCGGAUCCUGAUGAGGGGACCAAUGGCAUGGUCGUGUACAACCUCAAACAGAACCCCAAAGGUUUGUUUCACAUCCACGAAAGACAUGGAUUGAUCACCCUCACUGGCCCCCUAGAAGUCACCACCAGCUCCUACCAGGUGGAGGUCGUGGCCUCUGACCUAGGUGUCCCUCAGCGCACCUCCAGCCUCAUUCUCACCAUCAGCGUGUACGACGUAAACGACAACGCGCCAGUUUUUGACCAGCUCUCCUAUGAAGUCACCAUUCUGGAAUCCAAGCCAGUAAAUAGUCGCUUUUUUAAGGUGGAGGCCAGCGAUAAAGACUCCGGACUCAAUGGGGAAAUUGUGUAUGACAUCAUUAGCGGUAACACAAAUUACGCUUUUGGGAUCUUCCCUGACGGGCAGUUGUAUAUUAAGGCAGAUUUGGACAGAGAAGUACAAGAUUGGUACAGUUUAUUAGUGGUGGCCAAAGACAGAGCCGUCGAACCACUGAGCGCCAGUGUUAAUGUGACGAUUCUUCUCGACGAUGUCAACGACAACCGUCCGCUUUUCAACAGCACAAAUUAUGUGUUCCACUUUGAGGAAGAGCAGGAGCGAGGCUCUUUUGUCGGGCUGGUUUAUGCUGAGGAUAAAGACUUUGGGGCGAACAGCGAGGUACGUUACUCCUUUGAAAUGCCGCAGCCAAAUUUCGAGCUGAACGCCAUCACGGGUGUGUUGACCAGCACACUACAGCUCGACCGUGAAUCUCUCAUGAGACAGAGAGGUGCCGCGGUGUUCAGUUUCACAGUCAUGUCCUCUGAUCAGGGCCUUCCCAAGCCUCUCAAAGACCAGGCCAAAGUUCAAGUGUACAUACAGGACAUCAACGACAACCCACCGAAAUUCACCAAAGACAUUUACCAGGCCUCUAUCUCAGAAUCCGCCCAGAACAUGACGCAGCUGCUCCGAGUCUCUGCCUCAGAUGUAGAUGAAAAUAAAAACGGCCUUGUUCGCUACGACAUCGUGGAGGGAAAUGAGGAUAAACAGUUCAGCAUUGACAGCACUUCUGGUCAAGUUACUCUAGUGGGAAAACUAGACUACGAGACAACACCCUUUUACUCCCUCAAAAUUAUAACGGAGGACUCUGGGAUUGUGCCUCUGUCAUCCACAUGUGUGUUGAGCAUCAGUGUCCUAGAUGAUAAUGAUAACUCUCCGUCAUUUCCCAAAUCAACUCUCACAGUGGAUGUGCUGGAGAACAUGCGUAUUGGAGAGCUGGUCGCCUCCGUAACCGCUACAGACUCUGACUCUGGAUCCAACGCUGACAUCACGUACAGCAUCUCCGCCACAAACAACCACGGCACUUUCAGCAUCAGUCCCAACACUGGCAGCAUUUUCCUUGUCAAAAAACUGGAUUAUGAAACGCAGUCCUUGUACAAGCUCAACGUCACAGCCAAAGACAGCGGAAGGCCAUCCAGGUCUUCCUCCAUUCCGGUCAUCAUUCAUGUGAGAGAUUUUAAUGACAACCCUCCUGUUUUUACACCAGGUGACAUUUUUAAAUCCAUCCCUGAAAACCUCCCGCUCUCCACCUCCGUCAUGACUAUAACAGCUCACGACACGGAUGCUGAUAUCAACGGCCAGCUGGAGUACUCCAUCGUCAUGCAGACUCCUAGAGGUGGUCAUUUCCGCAUCGACACCGCAUAUGGGGUGAUAUACACGAACAAGGAGAUCGACAGAGAGUUCUCCAACCUUUUUGAGCUGACCAUCAAAGCAACCGACCAGGCCGUGCCGGUCGAGUUCCGCCGUUUUGCUCUGAAAAACGUUACCAUAUGGGUGACGGACCAAAAUGACAACAUGCCAUUAUUUAUCUCCCAGAACGCCCUAGUGGCUGAAUCUAACAUAGUGAUCGGUUCCAUUCUGACUACAGUAGUGGCUUUUGACCCCGACGAGGGUGCCAACGGAGAGGUGGAGUACGAACUCGUGAGGGGAGAUUCGGAUACAUUUAUCAUGGAUCGCUACAGUGGAGAUAUCAGACUCGCCUUUCAGCUCGUUCCCUCAAAGCUCAUCUACAGUCUGACCGUGUCCGCUACGGAUCACGGCACGGACCGCAAGACCUCAAGGACGGAGCUGACCAUCAUCCUUCAGGGUUCAGAUGGCCCGGUCUUCUCCCAACCCAAAUACAUCACCAUUCUAAAGGAGGGCCAACCGCCUGGAACCAACGUCAUCUCUUUGGAUGCCUCCAGUCCACGUGGCACCGGCACCAAGGUGGAGUUUUUUAUUGUUUCAGUCCGGAGCGGUGGGAAGGCCGCAGGCCGGCUUUUCACCAUUGGCCGCUACUCUGGGGUGAUCCAGACAGCUGCAGAACUGGACAGGGAGCAAGGAUCGGACCUCUACGUGAUAGACGUGUACGCCAUUGAAGCCGACGCCAGCCAGCCCAGAACGCAACAUGCAGAGGUUGAAAUCACUCUACAGGACGUGAAUGAUAACCCGCCCGUCUUUCCCACCGACACGCUAGACAUCACCAUCCAGGAGAACAUCAGCGACAGCUUCAGGAUCCUGCAGCUCACGGCCACAGACGCAGAUGAGGGAGCGAAUGCUCUGGUGACGUACUCCAUCAUCAGCGGCGCAGACGACAGCUUCCGCAUCGAUCCCGAGUCUGGCGAGCUGAUGAACACCCGGCGUCUGGACCGCGAGCGCAGAUCCGAGUAUUCGCUGCUGGUGCGAGCCGACGACGGGCUGCAGUCCUCCGAUGUACGGAUCAACAUCACCGUCAGCGACGUCAACGAUCACACGCCACACUUCUCACGCGCAGUCUACUCCUUCGACAUCCCCGAGGACACCAGCGCAGGUUCGAUCGUGGCGGCAAUUCUGGCCAGUGACUCGGACUCGGGAUCAAACGGUGAGAUCACGUACUCCAUCGAGGAGGAUGAGGAGGACUCCACCUUCCUCCUGAACCCCAUCACCGGCGUCUUCAGCGUCACCCGUCCACUGGACUUCGAGUCUCAGCAGCACUUCAUCCUGACGGCGCAGGCCCGGGACGGAGGAGGUCUGUCCAGCUCUGUACGAGUCUACUUCAACCUGCUGGAUAUGAACGAUAACCCGCCGCGCUUCAGCAGCUCGGGCUACAGCGGCUCGGUCCUGGAGAGCGUGAGUCCCGGAGCGACCGUCCUGAGCGUGAGCGCCACAGACACCGACGACGGGCCGAAUGCGGAGCUGCAUUACACCAUCGCUUCAGGAGACCCGCACUCACAGUUCUCCAUCACAAACACCGGCGUCUUACAGACCAGGAACGCUCUGGACCGAGAGACGCAGUCGUUUUAUAACCUGGUCAUCACCGUGAACGACCUGGCCUUGCCUCCCAUGAGCCGCUUCACCAGCACCACACAGGUGUCUAUCAUCCUCCUGGACGUCAACGACUGCCCGCCUUCAUUCACAUCGCAAACAACGGCGUAUAUUCAAGAGAACACGCCGGUGGAUACGCUAGUGUUCAGAGCGCAGGCGAGCGACGCCGACAGCGGCCCCAACAGCUAUGUGGAGUAUUCCCUCAAAGCGCCGUUUGGGAAUAAAUUCAGCGUCGGGAACAUCGACGGCGGCGUGGUUCUGCUGGGCGAACUGGACCGCGAGGAGAUGGCCAAUUACUCUCUGACCAUCGUGGCCACGGAUAAAGGCGAGCCGCCGCUUUCCUCCAGCAUGGAGGUCACUUUGAUCGUGCUGGACGUGAACGACAACACGCCUAGCUUCUCGCAGAACAUCUACGACAUCGAGAUCGAGGAGAACACGCUCAGCGGCGCCGAUGUCCUGCAGGUGUUCGCCAGCGACGCCGACGAGGGAACCAACGGCCAGAUACACUUCUCCAUCGCCGGCGGGAACGCUAACUCGGACUUCCGGAUCGACUCGGUGACGGGCGUGAUUUCUGUGGCGAAGCUGCUGGAUCGCGAGACGCGCUCGGCGUAUUCUCUGCUGGUGCAGGCGGCGGAUCGCAGCAGCAGCCCUCGAGUGGAUCGCGCCACCGUUAACAUCGUGCUUUUGGAUGUAAACGACUGCACGCCUGUGUUUGAGCUCUCACCGUACAGCGUCAGCGUACUGGAGAACUUAGCAAACCUGCCCAAGAACAUCCUACAGGUGCUGGCCCGUGAUGAUGAUCUGGGCUCUAACGGUCAGAUCAGCUACUCCCUGAGCAGCGGGAACGAGGCGGGAGCGUUCAGCCUCACAUCCGGAGGUCAGCUGAACCUGAUCCGAACGCUGGACCGGGAAACUCAGGACAAAUACACGCUCAUCAUCACGGCGCAGGACGCAGGAACGCCAUCUUUAAGCAGUUCUGGUACUGUGAUGGUGCUGGUUGGUGAUGUGAAUGAUAAUAUUCCAUCAUUCAGCUCAAUGUCUUUCCACACGACCAUUCCUGAAGAUGCGCCCACUGGAACAGAUGUCCUGUUGCUCAACAGCUUAGAUUCAGACAUGGGACUCAAUGGAGUGAUCAGUUACAGUCUCAGUGGUGGGGACGGUCAGUUCUCCAUCAACCCAUCCACAGGCCUGAUCAUCACCAGCUCCUUGCUGGAUCGAGAGGCACGGGCGAGUUACCAGCUGCUGGUGGUGGCAACGGACGGUGGACAGCCCACUCCACUCUCCAGCUCUGCCACAGUGUCUGUGGUUGUGGCCGACAUCAACGAUAACCCUCCACGGUUUCACCAUCAUCCAUAUGUUACGCACAUACCUGCUUCUACUUCCACAGGUUCACUGGUCUUUGCGGUCACAGUAACAGAUGAAGACUCCGGCUCAAAUGCUCAACUUCACUAUUCGCUCACUGGACGCAAUUCAGAAAAGUUCAAGAUAGACCCUAUCAGAGGUGCCAUCACUGCCAAUGAAAAACUCACAGGGAGUUCAGAGGUCACCUUCACGGUCCACGUAAAAGAUGGAGGCACCAACCCCAAAACAGACAGCACAACUGUUACGGUUCGCUUCGUUACUGGAGGAGACUUCCCCCAUAUUAGAAUCAAGGAGAAAGCCUUCACCUUCCCAGAAAACCAACCCACAAACACUGUUGUGACUAAGGUGACCGGAUCUUCACCCAGGGCAGGUCCUUUGUCGUACUACAUUGCAAGCGGAAACCUGGACAAUGCAUUCCACAUAGAUCAACUUUCAGGAGAGCUGUCUAUCAAAAAGCCUCUGGACUAUGAGAAUAUUGAGAAGUACGUCUUGUGGAUAGAGGCCAGAGACCAAGGCUUUCCUCCUUAUUCAGCCUAUGAAAAAGUAGAGAUUGCAGUUCUGGACGUUAACGACAACCAUCCUACUUUUGAACAAGAACCGUUUCACGCUGAGAUUUUAGAAAACCUCUCACCUCAACGUGUGCUGAUUGUAUCUGCGUUCGACCAGGACAGUGGACCAAAUGGGCAACUGGAAUAUGCCAUCAUUGAAGGCAACCAAGAAAACAGCUUCAGCAUCAACCGAGCAACUGGUGAAAUCCGCACAACACGACCACUGGAUCGAGAGAAGGUCGCUCAGUAUUCUUUGAGAGUGAAGGCAACGGAUAGAGGCAGUCCUCCUAAAAGCACAGCAGUCAAAGUCUUGAUCAGUGUGCUGGAUGUUAAUGAUAAUGCUCCCAGAUUCUCCAAAAUCUUUAGUGCCACUGUACCUGAAAAUGCACCAGUGGGCUUCACUGUUACCCGAGUAACCACCAUCGAUGAAGAUGCAGGAGCUAACGCUAUAAGCCGAUACUCCAUCAGUGAUGCAAGUCUUCCCUUCAUUAUCCACCCCAGCACAGGAGACAUCACCAUCAGUAGGCCUCUGAACAGAGAGGACACGGACCACUAUAUUGCCAAAGUCUCAGCACACGAUUCAGGAUGGACUGUUAGCACAGAUGUCACAAUAUUUGUGACAGAUGUGAAUGAUAAUGCUCCAAAAUUUAGCAAGCCGUCAUAUUACCUGGACUAUCCUGAGCUGACAGAGGUCGGAUCCAUUGUGACUCAAGUCUCUGCCACAGAUCCUGACGAGGGUUUCAAUGGUAAAAUAUUUUACUUUAUCAGAUCGCAAACAGAGCACUUCCGAAUCAACUCCAGUUCUGGUGAGAUCUUCAUUAAACAGCAGCUCAGGUAUCAAAACUCCAGUGGCCACAAUAACAUCAAUGUAAACCGUCAUAGUUUCAUCGUCACCGCUUCAGACCGAGGCAUCAAGCCGCUCAUGAGCGAAACCACAGUUAUCAUAAAUGUAGUUGACAGCAAUGAUAACCCACCCACAUUUGAAUCUUCUUUUUACUUUACUCCUGUCACUAAAAGUGUAAAGGUCGGCACCAGACUCCUCAAAGUCACAGCCCAUGAUCACAAGGACUUUGGCCUGAACUCUGAAAUAGAGUAUGCAGUAUCUGGAGGAAACAGUUCCAGCAAGUUCCGCUUGGAUAAACAAACUGGAUCGGUCACAGUAGCAUCCUCGCUCACCGCAGACACAAAUAAAGUUUACCUGAUUGAAAUAACAGCAAGUGACAAAGGGAACCCUCCUCUGUCCGCUAAGACAACAGUCAAAGUAGCUGUUACAGAAGAGAACCAUCAUACUCCAGAGUUUUCACAGAACCAAGUAACAGUUACUGUGUCUGAAGGUCUGACUGUCGGCACAGCCAUCCGCACACUUUCAGCACGAGAUAAGGACAAGGACAAACAAAUGAAUGGCCUAGUUACGUACAACAUCUCCUCAGGUAAUGACGAUGGCUUGUUUUCAAUUAACAGUCAAACGGGCGUUUUAUCUCUGGCAAAGCCACUGGAUUACGAAACAAAACAGAAGCGUGAACUCAGAGUUUCUGCAACAGAUGGUGGGUGGAUUGCCAAAACAAGCUAUGUUACAGUUAAUGUCCUAGUUACUGAUGUAAAUGAUAACCCUCCUGUGUUCGACCCUGUGGAGUACUUCCCAGUCGUGCAGGAAAAUGUCCCCAGUGGCACUACUGUGGUAAAAAUGAAUGCAACUGAUAAAGACUCUGGGCCAAAUGCCCUGAUGGCGUAUGUGAUUCAGUCAUCAGACAGUGACUUGUUCAUAAUUGAUCCCAACACAGGAAUAAUCACCACACAAGGUUUCCUAGACUAUGAAGCUAAACAGGUGUAUCACCUUACCGUCAAAGCCUUUAAUGUUCCAGAUGAAGAACGAUGCAGCUUCGCAUAUGUUAACAUUCAGCUGAGAGGUGCUAAUGAAUACGUCCCUCGUUUUGUGUCAAAGCAGUACUACUUUGAGGUGUCAGAGGCAGCAUCUAAUGGCACAGUCGUUGGAGAGGUGUUUGCUAGUGACAGAGACUUGGGAGAAGAUGGCAUAGUGUAUUACUUGAUUUUUGGCAGAAGCAGAAAAAAAGGUUUUAGCAUUAAUAAAAAGACAGGCCAGAUCUACGUCGCAGGACCGCUUGAUCGUGAAAAAGAAGAAGAGAUUUCUCUCAAAGUCCUAGCUAAGAAUGAAGGAAGCAUAAGAGGGGCAGAUAUUGAUGAGGUGCUUGUGAACAUUACGAUUCUUGAUGCCAAUGAUCCUCCUGUAUUCACCCAGGAGCUCUAUGAUGUUCAGGUGAAUGAGGGACUAUCCCCUGGAGGCCUGGUUACAUUCGUCAGUGCUGAGGAUUCGGAUUCUGUCCCUAGCUGGAGCAGAUUCACCUAUGCCAUCACUGCCAACUAUGAAAAAAGUACCUUCACCAUCAACCCUCAGACAGGACAGGUGUCUGUGGCAUCAGAACUGGACCGGGAAACUGUCCCUGUGUACAACCUCACCGUCCUAGCAGUAGACUCAGGUUCUCCAGCUGCCACCGGCAGUGCCAUUUUAAUUGUGACCCUGGAGGAUAUUAACGAUAAUGGACCAACUUUGGAGACUACAAGUGGGGAAGUGAUGGAGAACCAGAGGGCAGGAACACCCGUGAUCACGCUCAGCUCAAGUGAUCCAGAUCUUGCACCAAAUCAAGGCCCAUUCUCCUAUAGCCUUGUCAGCACUGGAGCAGCAUCCAGCUACUUCACCCUCAGUCCAACUGGAGAGCUGACCACCAGCCGGGAGAUAGACCGAGAGCAGAUAAGUGAUUUCUACCUCUCUGUGAUUAUCAAAGACUCUGGUAUUCCUCAGAUGUCCUCAACAGGAACUGUCCACAUCAAAAUCAAUGAUCAGAAUGAUAAUCCCUCAGAGUCUCGCUCCGUAGAGAUCUACGUGCAUUAUUUUGGAAAUAUGUUCCCUGGAGGAUCACUGGGGGUGGUAAAGCCACAGGAUCCAGAUAUACAAGACACGUUCCACUGUUCUCUGACUCCAUCAACGGCUGUCCUCUUCAACAUUCCCACAGGAACCUGUGACCUCCGCUCAAACAGUCGCUCCACAGAUGGCACCUUUGAUAUAUCUGUGCGUAGCAGCGAUGGCGUCCACGAGGCUGUCAACAGCCAUGUGCGUGUUUUCUUUAUUGGAUUCAAUAAUGCCACAGUGGACAACAGCAUCCUCAUACGCGUCAUCUCCCAAAGCGCCAGUGACUUCCUUACUAAUCACUACCUCAGUUUCCUGCGCAUCGCCAAUUCACAGCUAGCUGGUUUGGGCACUGGAGUCCAGAUCUAUGGGGUGUUUGAACUAAACAACAGCACUUUCCUGAUGGCAGCUGUCAAGCGUGGUCAUGGGCAGUACGUCAAUCCAAGUGGAGUCGCCACUUUCUUCCAGAGCAUCAAGGAGAUUCUGCACAGACAAAGUGGAGUUAAGACUGACUCUGUGGACUAUGAUCCCUGCUCCCACAAUCCGUGUCAAAAUGGGGGGAGCUGCAAGAGGCGGCUGGGUGUUGGCUCAGACAUGAAGACGGAGGAGAGUGUCCCGGUCAUCCUCGUCUCAAAUCGCCCCCUACAGCCAUACGCUUGUAACUGCAGGUCAGGUUAUGCCGGUGCCCUCUGCGAGACUGACAUCGAUGAGUGCCAGCCAACACCUUGCUACAAUGGAGGAACUUGCCACAAUUUAGUGGGCGGAUUCUCUUGUUCCUGUCCAGAAGGUUUCACAGGGAUGGCUUGUGAGAGGGACAUCAACGAGUGCCUUUCGAACCCCUGCCAGAAUGGGGCACUAUGCCAGAAUUACCCCGGUGGCUUUAACUGCCUGUGCAAAUCUGGAUUUGCAGGUACAGCGGCGUCUCUCACUGUUGACCUGUGUGGGGAGGAACAGGAUCCGGGAUACUGUGCCGUCAGCAAUGUGGCUGUUCAUACUGACUGGAUUCUGGAUGUCCAGCCGAACCGUCUGUCUGUUGGGGGCGUUCGGUCGAUUGAAGCCCUCCUGCAUCGUCGAGGUCAGGUGGCCACUCAUGACUUUGUAGGGUGCAUCAUGGAGUUUGCUGUCAAUGGACGUCCGCUGGAACCGUCUCAAGCUCUGGCUUCACACGGCAUUCUGGACAGAUGCCCCAGGUUAGAGGGUGCGUGUGUCGCCGAGCCCUGCAGACACGGUGGGACGUGUCUGGACAUGUGGUCAUGGCAGCAGUGCCAGUGUACUGAGGGUUUCACUGGACCCACCUGUGAGAAAUACAUCACCGCAGAUACAGCUCUAUCUCUGGACGGUUCGGGUCGUUUGGACUACGGUUUGAGUCAGAGCCGCAAGAGAGAUGUGUUGUUGGCACGAGCGCUGCAGGACCCCGGCAGACCCAUCCCGGAAUACAGCAGCCUGGAGCUGAAGUUCCGCACGCGCAGCGGCUCUGGAACGCUGCUGCACGCACAGGAGAGCUCCAACUACACAACCAUCAGGUUGAAGAACGGUCUGCUGCAGUACGUGUCUGACGCUGGUGUCGCCGGUAAGGUGGAGAGGAUUGUGGGAGAUGUUGUUUUGUCUGACGGUCAGUGGCACAUACUCCUGCUUCAGAGAAACGGAUCAUCCACCAUUCUGCGGAUCGACGAGUCCAGCUCGAGAGUCAUUCUGCACAAUACGCAGGACUUCGGAGGGAUUGACGUGCACACGCUGUCUCUCGGGGGUGUCCCGACCCGAUCAGCUCAACAGAAAACCAGCCCAGGUUUUGAUGGGUGUUACGCCUAUGUGAAAUAUAACGGAGGGAUGCUCCCUUUCAGCGGUGAACACAGGACCGUCUCCAUUUCCAAGACUGAUCCCUCUGUGAAGAUCGGCUGUCGUGGCCCAAAUCUAUGUGAGAGCAGCCCCUGCUGGGACGGGCUGAUGUGUGUGAACCAGUGGUACACCUACCAAUGUCUCCCACCAGGUGACUGCGCCUCGAACCCCUGCCAGCACGGCGGCAGCUGCGUGCCCGGCGCUCGUGGAGGCUUCACCUGUGCAUGUGAGGAGUUCUACACGGGCAGAGUCUGCGAGAGCCUGGUGGCCUGUUUGGGAGUCCGGUGUCCACAGGGUACGGAGUGUAAGCUGGGAGCCAACGGUGGGUUCACCUGUAGUCCGAGCGCCACCACCGAGGAGAUGGUUCUGCCCAUCUGGGCAGUUCCUGCAAUUGUGGGCAGCUGCGCGACUGUCUUGGCGUUGGUGGUUUUGAGUCUCAUACUAUGCAACCACUGCAAGGGUCGCAAGAAAACCAAAGUGCCAAAGGAUGAGAAGAAAACAAAGGAGAAGAAGGAGAAAAAGAAAGGCAGCGAGAAUGUGGCAUUCCAUGAUCCGGACAACAUUCCGCCUUACGAAGAUGACAUGACAGUCCGGAAACAGCCAGAGGGAAACCCCAAACCUGACAUUAUAGAGCGGGAGAAUCCCUACCUGAUCUAUGACGAAACUGACAUUGCACACAACAAUGAAACCAUUCCCAGCGCCCCCUGUGCUCCAUGUGCAGGACCAGAAGCAGACAUGGAACACUACGACAUUGACAAUGCCAGCAGCAUUGCUCCAUCAGAUGCCGACAUCAUCCAGCACUACAAACACUUCCGUAGCCACACUCCCAAGUUUUCCAUUCAGCGCCACAGUCCGUUGGGAUUUGCCCGCCAGUCCCCUCUUCCACUAGGUGCCACCAGCUACACCUACCAGCCGACCUACACCCAGGGGCUCCGCUCCACACCCCUCAGCCAUUCAGCUUGCCCCACACCCAAUCCCCUGUCACGCCACAGCCCAGCACCCUUCACCAAGCCAUCCUCCUUCUACCGCAACACUCCCACCCGUGAACUCAACUUGGCACGCCGUGAGGGCAGCCCUCUCGAUUUCCACGGCGAUGUGUGCCAGCCUGGUAUGUUCAACUACGCCACCCGAUUGGGUAGGCGCAGCAAGAGCCCUCAGACCAUGGCGGGCCAUGGCUCUCGGCCUGGGAGUCGUCUCAAGCAGCCAAUCGAGCAGAUUCCAUUGGAGAGCGGCCCACCUGUGGGGUUGUCCAUAGAGGAGGUGGAACGCCUCAACACAUCUCGACCCAGGAAUCCCAGCAUCUGCAGCGCCGAUCACGGGCGCUCGUCAUCUGAGGAAGACUGCCGUCGACCACUCUCACGUGUCCGGAACCCUGCGGAUGGCAUCCCUGCUCCGGAAUCCUCCUCCGAGAGCGACUCCCAUGACUCCUUCACCUGCUCGGAGAUGGAGUACGACCGCGAGAAACCAGUUUCUUACAGUUCUCGCAUGCCCAAGCUCUCGCAGGUCAACGAGUCGGACGCCGAUGACGAGGACCACGGAGGGAGGCUGCGACAGAGGCGAUACUCCAGUCGACGUGCGGAGGGUGGGCCUGCCAGUGGCCACAACACCCUAUCGGAGUAUCAUCACCACACUUUACCCCACAAGCUGGGCCAAGGGUCCAACAACUUCAACUGGGACAACCUACUGAACUGGGGUCCGGGGUUCACCCACUACGUAGACGUUUUUAAAGACUUAGCACUGCUACCCGAGAACUCUGCUGCUAAAGACAUCGAAAUGAAGAGCGGUGACGGCUCCAUCACAAUUCUGAAUGAGGGCGAAGCCGAGCAGUACGUAUGAGGAGCACUGAGUCCUCAUCUCUUCGCCCUCUAAGACUGGAGUCAGGAGCCAUUGCGAAACAAAUGAAAUACGGAUUAAUUUCUGAUAUUUGAUUAAGACGAACUUAAAUGCAGCAAGGCAGAGCACUGAUUCAAAAGACAAGCACCAAACACCCUUCGCAGAGUGCAAUAAAGAAACAAACUAGGGCAGGGAUCCUCAAAUCUGGCCCACGGGAUCCACUUUC